Molecule: messenger RNA, 1313 nt
Organism: Mercenaria mercenaria
Lineage: Eukaryota; Metazoa; Mollusca; Bivalvia; Venerida; Veneridae
Exons: 5
Coding region: 198-1196 (332 amino acids)
Molecular function (GO): protein binding
Source: RefSeq, a predicted model, not a curated record
ACAGUCGUGUAUAGCAUGAUAAGGGUUGAGUAAGAGUGAAAUAAAGUAAGAAAUAGAUUUAAGUUACUAAACACUAAGUAACAGAACAUGACCUAUACUACAUGUAUGACAUACUGUUAAGUUUCUUAUCUUAUUUCGAAAACUCAAUUAUCAGUGCUUAAACACCAUAUAUAACUGUGUUUUUAAAACAAAGAAAUAUGGUACUCAAUUUAUGUUUUCUAUUCAUUUUAUAUGUAUAUAUUGAUAAGGGUUUUGUGGCUGGAGAACCACAAAAUAAUGAACUCCACAGGAUGAUGGAAAGACUGGAAGUUUUAGAGAAACAACAGCAAGACAGCCUGUCAAAAAUAAAAAGUUUGGAGCGCACAGUUAGAUCUCAAGCCAAACAGAUUGCAUCACAAGCGCGUGACUUCAAAGAUUUUGAAUUUAUAGUGCAUAAGCACAGGGCACGUGUACAAAAUGCCUACGAAAGAUCUCGACUAAAUAAAAAUCAUAUACGCUAUUUUCGGGAGGUUUUAAAGGCCGCUGGAUUAUUAAAGAAAAAGAAAGUUGGUGACAAAAAAUCUCCACACAUAGCAAGUGAUGAACAUGAGAAUAAAAGUCAGAAUUUGCUCAGCGUCGAAUCAAACCGACCACAAGCAACAGUUGCAACAAGCAAUGUGAAUGAUCGGGAGUCGAUAGAAACUGACGAUAGGAGACACGGAACUAAACAUCAAAGACAAGCUCGAAUCUUAAGAAGGACCGUGGUAGCAAAUGAAAGACUGGCUGCUGGAAAACGACAAGGUUCUGAGGGAAUAGCAUUUACUGUGUAUUUGGAUCAUGAUGUUGACUUCGGAGCUCACCAAACGAUUAAGUUUAAUCAAAUUAUAACAAACGAGGGAAACGGUUACAGUCCGCAUUCGGGUGUGUUCACGUGCCCUGAGGGUGGCAUGUACAUGUUCUCAUUUUUCGUUGGUCAAAACGAUGAGACUGUUCCAAGGGGAAUAGUAGCUGAGUUGAUGGUGAAUAGCAAAAAUGUUCUCGACACUGUGGUGGAUUCCCACAGCCCAGGACAAGAUAUUACAGGUGGAAAUGUAGCAGUGAUUCGCUUAAACCAGGGUGAUGUCGUUUGGGUUGAUUCACGAUUCGCCGGCAACCAUGCAGAAGGAAGCGCGAACUUAAAACUAACUUCCUUCUCUGGUGUAUAUCUGUUCCCUUGAGGAACCGUGCAAUGCAGAUUAAUAAAGUUGUGCAUGAUUGUAUUGAAUACAACUGUAACAAUUGUUUUGAUUGCUCAUACUAAGUAAACAUUUGAAAUAAAAAUGAACCCCCACUCC